Messenger RNA from Ilyonectria robusta, 1280 nucleotides. RefSeq lists its product as uncharacterized. The record is from RefSeq and is a predicted model, not a curated record. The transcript has a single exon. Lineage: Eukaryota; Fungi; Ascomycota; Sordariomycetes; Hypocreales; Nectriaceae. The coding region runs from base 17 to 1054 and encodes 345 amino acids.
GGAUCAGUGCGAGUCCAUGAGCCCCGCCAUCAGUCGGUCCAACAAAGCUGCUGCCCAGACAUUCCCUCCACUUCAUCUCGUCAAAGCUUCAACCGUCAUCAGCUCUCCAGACAUCUGCCCAUUUUUCACGGCCGUCAACAACAACGCUGUCCAUCGUCGCGCAUACUUCAGAUCGCUUCACAGCUCGUCCUUGUCUCGCUGCCGCCUUCGCCGUCACUCACGCAAAUCCCUCGACCCGCAACAGCUGCCCUUGAGCUCUAACCCGCGACGCACCUCGGUCGACCUCCGAUCACCUCCAUCCGCCCGCGCGCGAUAUCGCAUCCCCAAUCAACCACUACGCUCCCAAAUGUCCCAUCCGAAUCAUACACCGCCGCUCCUCCUCACGAAGCGCCUCACGGCCUUCCUCCACGCCAACCAGACGGCCUCGCUGCCCACCUUGCUCCUCACCACCCCUCACGGGAAGCUCCUCGCGCACGCCAGCCCCCAGCCGGUCUCUGUGCUGCGCACCCACGCUACAGUCGCCGCCUCUCUCCUCUCGAUCCAUUCUUCCUCUUCGCCCGUGCUGCCCUCCGCUCUCCCCGGCUCCCGCACGCCCGAUCCCAUUGGCAGCUCCCCACCCGAUGAGGACGAGGAUGAGGACGCUGACGACGAGCUGUUAAGCCAGUCCCAGCACCAAUAUCAAAACGCCCCCAAGAUCAAGCCCAUCAAGCCUGCCACAAUCACCGUUCAGCUUAGCGGCGGUACAGUCGUCAUUCGCCGCCUCAAGUGCGGCCUACUCUUCGUCUGCGUCGGCCCCGCCCAAGACGGCCCCAGCGAACAUUCUUCCCACCUCCAUCCCCACGACCGCUCGGGCGAUGUCUCUCACGUCGGCAGCCCCGGCGAGGCCGAUAGCAUGAUCAGCACCGGUGCCCAGACAACGGCCAGCCUCGAGAGCUCCGCCGGCACGGGCGCUGCUGCCAUUGCCCUCCGCCGUCAUGCAGCCGACCUCUCCCGCUGGCUCGACGACAAGCUUGGCACGCUGACCGUCCCCGAAGAGGGUGUUGGCGUCCAGUAAUUUUGAAGUUUCAAGCGAGUGACGGUCCUUUGAGAAAUUGUGGUGUAGCAUUGGCGGCGUUGGAAAGCUGUGCUUUUGAGAUACAAAUAUUCCUUGCAGAAUGGACAGAGCAGAUAGCUCUAUUGUCUCUUGUAUGGGCUGGCGUUCGGGGUUGAACUAGGUAGAUACCAAAGACAAAGACAGUCGAUAUCUAAAUCACACUUGGGAAUCAUAUUAUUACUUAACA